CUGUCAUUUUUCUAUGAUCCAUUUUUAGACUGAAAUGUUUUUAUAAAUUAUUUUCAGUUAAUUUUCAUAUUAGAUUUUAGUUUUUAUUUAACUUUUUUUUUAUACAGUGGACCUAGUAUAAGGAUUACUACAAAAUCAUGCCAGAUGCUAUAUGUCCGUAGGUGCUGCGUGCCGUGCCCGGCGGCGGCGCCGUGUGCGCCCUCUGCCGGCAUCAAGUCCGGCCUGCGGGAUGGCAACAGGCAGACCAUCGAUGGUCAGCAGGAACACCCCUGCCCCUGCCGCACGUGCUGCUGUGGAAAGCCUCCGCUUGUUAAGCCGUGCUACAAACAACCCCGCAUCCCGGAGUCGUACGCUCCCCGGCGCUGUUACAUGAAGCCGACGGCGCCGGUGGAGUCGUGCACCACAUACAAGCUGUCCUACCUGCCGGUGGACGGGUGCAGGAACCUGCGUGGAGAGGCGCGCAGGCCUCCGCCCAACCUCGUGCCCAGCUGCGAACCGAUGGAGGGAUGUACUGUGCAGAAGCUCUCGUACCUGCCGAACCCAACGUGUGUGACGCAACCAAUCCGACCAUGCAACCACGACAUGUGGGGUCAGGGUCCGAUGCAAAACAUCACGACGCAGCGACACGACUACGUGCCCAAGCCCUGCGUCUUGAGAGAGAGCUGCAAGCCACCUGCGAAGUUUCACUGCGUUGAACAGCCUUUCGAAAACCGUACAAUAAACAAGCUUUCGUACCUUCCUCCGGAGAAGAUUGAGCUGACGAAGUCAUUCGCGCCGGACCGAUGUUACGAGCGCCCCGCCGCCAAGAUGGAGGGCACCACCACGCACAAGAUGAGCUACAUGCCGAACCAGAUCCUGCCAAAAGAGCCGUUGCCGUGGGCAUGUAAGGGGCAAUACCAGAAGCCUUGUCAGAAACUAGACGCUCAUACUACUUACAAUAUGAGUUAUCUAGACGCGCAAAGCGACUGCAGACGACGCGCCAUCAUCCCGGACAGCUGCACCAACCCCGUGACCGCGUCCAAACGGUUUGAAACGCAAACGAUCUACAAGAACAGCUAUCUGCCAACGAAGGCCCCGAUCCCACAGCCUAUCAAGCCGCUGUCCAAUUUAGUGCCGUCGACCGCGCAGAUGGAAGGGGAUACUGUGCAGAAGCUGUCGUACUUACCGAAUCCGAUCUGUACGACGCAACCGAUCCGACCGUGCCACCACGACAUGUGGGGUCAGGGUCCGAUGCAGAACAUCACGACGCAGCGACACGACUACGUGCCCAAGCCCUGCGCCACGAGAGAGUCCUGCAAGCCCCCCAAUAAGUACCACUGCGUCGAACAACCGUUUGAGAAUCGCACCAUCAACCGCAUGUCGUUCCUGGAUCCGGGCCGCUGUGCGAUACCGGAGUCGUACGCGCCUCUCAAGUGCUACGAAAAACCAGCAGCGAAAAUGGAGUCGACGACGACUCAGAAAAUGUCGUACCAGCCCGUGUGCGUGCCGCAGCCACAGCGCCCGCCGUGGGCCUGCAAGGGACAGUACCAGAAGCCUUGCCAGAAGUUGGAAGCGACUACGAUAUACAAGUCGUCGUUCCUCCCGCCUGGCGAAGACUGUACAGAGUACAUGGACCCCUGCAAGUACGGCGACUGCAAACCUUGCGAUUGCAUUUGCCCUGCGGAGUGCAUAACAACAGACCCCUGUGCCUGCAAUUUCCCUAAAGCGGCUUGCUGUUCCUAACUGCCAACUGUCAACGGCGUUCCAAAUUCAAAGGUAAACAAGAUGGCGGAUCUUUAACGGCUUGGCUUGGUAAAUCAGGCAGUGAGAUGUAGUACUGCACAUACGAAUAAAUCAUGAGUUUAUUUAAUUUUUAAUAAUAAUUUACAAUAGCAGUACAUAGCAUUAUGGAUAAUUUUGAAUUGAUAUAAUUAGAGGUUAAAUUUUAAUCUAUGGUUAAAUUAUGUUUUGAUUAAAUUAUAUUUUGUAUUAUAUUAAAU
Molecule: messenger RNA, 1979 nt
Organism: Trichoplusia ni (cabbage looper)
Lineage: Eukaryota; Metazoa; Arthropoda; Insecta; Lepidoptera; Noctuidae
Product: stabilizer of axonemal microtubules 1
Exons: 13
Coding region: 145-1722 (525 amino acids)
Biological process (GO): microtubule anchoring
Cellular component (GO): centriole; cytoskeleton; sperm flagellum
Molecular function (GO): microtubule binding
Source: RefSeq, a predicted model, not a curated record